CACCAACCCCGGGCCAAGUCAAUAUGGAUGAAUCUCCAAGGUCCAGCAAAAGGAGAAGGCUAAGCGCAGAAGAGAAAUCUUUUGCGGGAGCAUCUCCGCUGAGACCACAUGGGAAAGCUAGAAAUGACGACCAAAUAAGGCCCGCUCCUGAAAACGUCGCUGAACUAGAACAGAUUACGAGGGCAAUACCAGAGUCAAACGGCCACAGCGAGUAUAAAGCGACUGAAUCUAGGUCUAACGAUGGAAACACUCAAAUCGACACCAUUAUUGUCACAUCGCAACUUGAAAAUGGCAACUCUGAGCCGGUGGAAACUACCCAAAUUUCCGAAAUAGCCCAUGCACUGAACGGGACCAGUCAAGCCCAGGACUCUCCAGCAAAACGCAAGCGCGGACGACCACGAAAGCAACUGCAAUCACAGACUUCGGCAGAAAAUACAAGCCAAAAAGGAACUCCCAAGAACCGCAAGGGUCAGACUGAUUCACGAAGUUCGCCUGUAAAUGCCAGCCCACGCCUCUCUUUGGAGCAGGGGAGCAAGGACGUUACGUCGUCGAAAUUUCCGGGACAAGAUGCCGAACUAGAGAAUGGAGAUGUCGAAGUUUCAACGCCGUCGAGGCGCCGAGAAAAGCGCAAGGCUGCUGUGGCUGCUGCACGAUCUUGGAACGAAUCCACCGAGAACCAUAGGAACAAUAGUGCUGAAGACCGAAUAUCUCCACAUCCCAGCGAAGACGAGUCUGGGGGGGUGCAUAACUACUCCGAGGAAAUGUCAAAGCUACCCGCAAAAAAGCUGGUCGGGAUUUUGACUCCUUCAAAGCGAAAGCACGGCACACCGAAGAAGAUUGUUACAUUCGGCAAUGUGAACCAAGGAGACGCAGGCUUGGAUUUGGGAUUUAAAGACAUCCCAAAGGAAACGAGGUCUACAGAGCAGCGACCUGUUGAUGAUGUAGCAAGUAAUGAUCGCCCAGCACCUUCUCCAGCGAACUUGGACCCAAGCACAAUUGGCACGCCGAAAAGAAAGCGUGGAAGACCACCGAAGCGAACGGGGGAGUCAAUGCUUCCUUAUGCAGAUGACCUGACGGUGAAUGGAGUGGAUUUAAGGGGCUAUGACGGAAUGGACCUUGAUGUUGAUGCAGAAAACAGCAGACUUGAGACUACCAGGUCCCUGUUUGAAGGCAUAGAGGACCUCUCUGAGAAGCUUGAUGUUCUCCAAAAAGUCCUCAUGCAGAGGAUCACUGGAAGGGGCGGUAUGCGUGUGAUUGGGCAUGAAACAGAGUAUAGGAAAGUUCAUCAGCUGGUCAAGCAGACUGUCGUCGCUGGCGAGGGCAACUCCAUGCUUGUCAUAGGCGCAAGGGGUACUGGAAAAACAGUCCUUGUUGAGUCGGUGAUAUCAAGUCUGAAACGCGAGCAUGACGAAGAAUUUCAUGUUAUUCGUCUAGACGGAUUCUUCCAGACGGAUGACCGGCUGGCUCUCAGGGAGAUUUGGAGACAACUGGGUCGAGAAAUGGAUGAAGAAGAAGCAAUGACAAAGUCGAGUAACUACGCAGAUACUUUGUCUUCCUUUCUGGCGCUCUUAUCUCAUCCCUCUGAGCUGUCGGAGACGGAGGAAGCAGGCCAGACAUCCAAGUCCGUUGUUUUCAUCAUCAACGAAUUCGACCUCUUCGCCGCCCACCCGCGACAAACACUACUGUAUAACCUUUUCGACAUUGCACAAUCGAGAAAGGCGCCAAUUGCAGUGAUUGGUGCGACUACGCGCGUGGACAUCAUGGAGAGUUUGGAAAAGCGAGUCAAAAGUCGUUUUAGUCACCGUUACGUGCAUCUUUCUCCACCGCCAAACAUUCCAGCCUUUUGGGAAAUUUGCAGAUAUUUUCUAUCCAUUGAGCGGGACCAGUUGGAUGAGCUUGAGCAGAAUGAUCGAGCCAUACUUGAUUCGCCAGGCGGGUUGAAAUUGAUUGAAGCGUGGAAAAUGAUGAUGAAUGACUUGUAUACAAACGAUAUCCACUUCCGCGCACACCUACAUCGGAUAUUCUACCAAUCAAAAUCCAUACGAGCAUUUCUCAACAGCGCUCUCGUGCCAAUAUCCAGCAUCACCACCUCCUCGCUCCCGGUGCGCGGCGUUGCCUUUAUAGAGAAUGACCUCUUACCACCUGAUUCCAAACUGCAUCUCCUUCCCGGCCUGAGCGACCUCGCCUUGUCCAUGCUCAUCGCCGCGGCCCGCCUCGACGUCAUCCUCGACACGGACGUAUGCAACUUCAACAUGGCCUACGACCAGUACUGCAGUCUUGCAGCAAAGGCAAAAGUCCAGUCCUUUACUACAUCGUCUUACUCCUCUCUGGCAAUGUCACCGGGCGGCGGACUACGCACGGGAGCUGGGUCUGCUGCGUCCGACCAUGGAACCCCAUCGAGAGCCUCUCCCUACGGCACCCCAUCUAGGUCUGGCUAUGGAACACCGUCUACGUCCGCCCCGACAACUCCCUCGAGGUCCAAUACCAAUACUACUACAACUAUAUCAACCGCCGGAGGCACCACCGUCAAGCUCUGGCCCCGCCAUCUCGCCCUCGCGGCCUGGGAAACUCUGCUCGAUGUCGAACUCCUCGUCCCUGCUUCCGCCUCUGUAGGCGCCCUGGCUGCCGUCGCGGGCCGCGCGGGCCGUAUGGUCCGAGUCGAUGUCGCGCUUGAGGAAAUCGCGCCCAGUGUCCCCGGAUUGACGGGCUUGUUGGCCAAGUGGUGCCGAGAGAUUUAG
Messenger RNA from Xylona heveae TC161, 2738 nucleotides. RefSeq lists its product as hypothetical. Lineage: Eukaryota; Fungi; Ascomycota; Xylonomycetes; Xylonales; Xylonaceae. Gene Ontology annotation, cellular component: nuclear origin of replication recognition complex; nucleus. The record is from RefSeq and is a predicted model, not a curated record. The coding region runs from base 24 to 2738 and encodes 904 amino acids. The transcript is spliced from 3 exons. Gene Ontology annotation, molecular function: DNA replication origin binding; ATP hydrolysis activity. Gene Ontology annotation, biological process: DNA replication; DNA replication initiation.